AUGGUGGGGUUCAGAUGGGAUGUGCAACGCGACCGCGGGGCAAGUGCGACCGAUAAGAUAGAGCUGUCUCCAGGUCUACGAGUGAGGUGUGGAUCACCAGCCGACAAUUGGAGACUCACUGUACUGUACCGUCUGUAUCACUGUGCUGCGGCAAGAGCGACCAGGCGGAUGCCAGGCGCGCCUUCCCGGCACGUCCGCCAAGUGGCAGCUCACGUGGCCGUUGCGGCAGGCGGCAGUUUGUCAUGA
This is a messenger RNA of Purpureocillium lilacinum, 246 nucleotides long. The record is from RefSeq and is a predicted model, not a curated record. Lineage: Eukaryota; Fungi; Ascomycota; Sordariomycetes; Hypocreales; Ophiocordycipitaceae.